GAACACGGCUUUGGGAAACUGGGGAGAAAGGUGAAGGGUAGACAACAAAGCGGCUGCAGGACUGAAACACCUGCUCGGAAUCUCCCAAUCCCGGCCUCCCGAUCUCAACGACGGCCUCUGUAGCUGCCAUCACCGUCGAUCUGGCGAUCUCCCAUAUUCCGAAGACAGCAAGUGGGCGGAAGGCGGAGGCGGAGAAAGCAGGCGCCAGGUAGCCGCCGCCGGAGUAGGAGGAGAUGAUACUCCCGGUGGCGAAGCUCGGGACGCUGUUGCUGAAGACAAUGUCGAAGCCCAUCGCGACAAGGCUCAAGACGGAGGCUAGCCGCCACCCCAAGUUCCGGCAGCUCAUCAUCAACCUCGCCCAGGCAAAUCACCGCAUCUCCACAAACAUCCAAAGAAGAGUUUAUGGUCAUGCAACUAAUGUUGAGAUUCGUCCAUUGAAUGAGGAGAAAGCUGUUCAAGCUGCUGCCGAUCUUAUUGGGGAGCUCUUCGUUUUCUCGGUUGCUGGAGCUGCCGUAAUUUUUGAGGUGCAAAGAAGUGCAAGGUCAGAGGCCCGAAAAGAGGAGGCUCGUAAAAAUGAAAUUGAGGCAAUAAGGCAAAAGGAGGAUCAGCUGGCUGAAGAGAUAUUGACAAUGAAGCAGAAGCUUAGCGAGUUGGAGCGCCUCGCCAACUCUCGAGGUCUCUCCGGACUGUUCAGGAGCAGCAGUGUCCCAGACCAAAUGAAGCCCACAUGACCAGUUUAUUUGACUGGAACAAAUUUACCAGUUCAUGGACUCUAUCACUCUAACCAGGUGAAUCGACAAUACUCCUGCGCUGUUUUUUGAAGCUCCCAACAUGUGGGUCGCGGUUGUUAUCCCCACCAUUAUGGGAGAUCCCAUCGAUAGUUCUUCAGGGGUUCAAAACACCAGAGUUUCUUUCUGCAUUUAUCAACUUGGUUCUUGCAAGUUGUAAAUGUGUGAAAUAUUUACUCCACGAGCUUGUCGUGGAAAUUGCUGUCAAGAUGUUUGUAGCAACACGCCAACACUCAUUCAGAUGUCAUGCUGUGGAGGGUUCCUCUUCUAUCUAGCGAUUCAGUUUAUCAAA
Molecule: messenger RNA, 1080 nt
Organism: Panicum hallii
Lineage: Eukaryota; Viridiplantae; Streptophyta; Magnoliopsida; Poales; Poaceae
Product: OPA3-like protein
Exons: 4
Coding region: 234-731 (165 amino acids)
Biological process (GO): regulation of lipid metabolic process
Cellular component (GO): mitochondrion
Source: RefSeq, a predicted model, not a curated record